Messenger RNA from Diuraphis noxia (Russian wheat aphid), 1513 nucleotides. Its product is annotated as acetylcholine receptor subunit alpha-like. Gene Ontology annotation, molecular function: transmembrane signaling receptor activity; acetylcholine-gated monoatomic cation-selective channel activity. The record is from RefSeq and is a predicted model, not a curated record. NCBI's taxonomy places the organism in Eukaryota, Metazoa, Arthropoda, Insecta, Hemiptera, Aphididae. Gene Ontology annotation, biological process: monoatomic ion transmembrane transport. Gene Ontology annotation, cellular component: postsynaptic membrane.
AUGAGUAGUGAUAUAACUAAAAAUGAGAAAUAUUAUACUUGCUGCGAAGAACCAUACUUAGACAUUACAUUCAAUAUUACGAUGCGGAGGAAAACGCUAUUUUAUACGGUGAAUUUGAUCAUACCUUGUAUGGGGAUAUCGUUUCUCACGAUACUUGUGUUUUACCUACCAUCAGAUAGUAACGAAAAAGUUAGUUUAAGUAUUUCAAUUCUUCUAUCGCUGACUGUGUUCUUUCUGCUGCUAGCCGAAAUUAUUCCACCCACGUCACUAGUUGUGCCACUUUUGGGAAAAUUUGUGCUAUUUACGAUGAUACUUGACACGCUAAGUAUAUGUGUCACAGUCGUUGUGUUAAAUAUACAUUUCCGAUCUCCCACUACACAUGUAAUGUCACCUUGGGUUAGAAGAGUAUUCAUUCACAUUCUACCGAGAAUGUUAAUCAUGAGAAGACCGCACUACCAAAUAGAAAGGAAGAGUCUGAUGGGAACAUGUCAUCGUAUUAUGUUGAGGACGUGCAAUGGGCUUGAGCUUAGAGAUCAAGAUUCAGCAGAUCAGUUAAUGCACAGCAACGAUGUAUUUCCUGCCAGGGAUUUAGAAAGCGGUGUAAUUGGCUGUUGCGAAAUACACGGCCCGAUAAUAGGAUUACCCAGCUCAUCCGAAAUAAACCAAAAUGCCCCAAUUCGUAAGGGUAGAAAACAUUGGCACGAUUGUCCAGAACUUCAUAAGGCGGUCGAAGGCGCUGCGUACAUAGCUGAUUACAUAAAAAAAGAAGAAGAAGAAAAAAAGAUUAAAGAAGAUUGGAAAUAUGUGGCGAUGGUGCUGGAUAGGUUGUUUUUKUGGAUAUUCACGCUGGCCGUGACCAUGGGAUCAGCAGGGAUAAUUCUACAGRCACCCACWUUGUAUGACAAUCGGUUGCCAAUCAAUGUUCGAUUGUCGGAAAUACUUGCCAAUACACCAACAGUUAAACAGAAUUAUAAUAACAUUAUGUAGAGACGAUAAUUGCUCAAUACGAUCAUUAUUGGACGAGCCAGUGACAUACAACACUAGUUCGGAAAAGCGAACGUUAGAGUUCUACUACCAUCACAAUAAGAACAAAUCAGAUAUAACUUAUAUAUUUUAAAUUAUAUAAAGCAUCAUAAUUAAUAAAAUGCGGGAUGAGGGACCAACAAAUCAAGGACUGCUGGUCGUAAUGUGUACAAUAGUGUCAAUUCUGAUAUUAGAUACUAUUUUCAUGUUCACAAAAUUAGCAAAUCACAUAGAUAGAUAUUUUUAGAUAAUUUAUUUAUAAAUCAAAUAUUUAUGAACAGUAUAAUAUAAUAUAUAUAAUAUAUUUAUUUAAAAAAAAGUACAUUAAAUAGAACCUGAGAUGGUUGUAAGAGAAAUAUUAAUCUUCUCACCUAUUAUUUUUCUUGUAAAAAGAAACAUAUUAUAAAUCAUGUUACCAAAAACAGGUAAAAAAACUUCAUAGUAAUAUGUACAUAGAAUUAUGUUACUUGUGAAAAAUAAAUGAAUAUAU